Messenger RNA from Camelina sativa (false flax), 483 nucleotides. The record is from RefSeq and is a predicted model, not a curated record. Lineage: Eukaryota; Viridiplantae; Streptophyta; Magnoliopsida; Brassicales; Brassicaceae.
CAAAAAGUCACGCAAUGAAUCGUCUCUCUUGUUUGAUGCUCGUUAUUGGAUUGUGCGUAGGAUUGAGUGAUGCAUUUAUAUGGAAUGAGAAAAAUACUGUAUUCUUCAAAAAUUCUCUUGGUCGAAACAACGUCUUGAAGAUUCAUUGUUUAUCAAGCGACGAUCUAGGCUUCCAUUUUUUGCGUACUGGAGAAACCUAUGAUUUUAGUUUCCAUGACAGUAUUGGGAAAUCAAUAUUUUAUUGUUACUUAUGGCAAGGGCCUAAUUUCAAGUUCCAUGCAGAGUUCGAGGCAUAUAAAGGUGGUGGUCUCAUAGUUCAUUAUGGUAAAAAAAAUUAUUGGGAUGCUAGAGAAGAUGGAAUCUAUUUUACACAUGGCACAGAAAAGCCUAAAUUAGAGUAUAAGUGGAAUUAAUAAUUAACUGCUCAAUGAAUAAUGCAGUUUUAACUCAAUUUUUAUAAUGUAUUUUUGUUUUCAAUAAUAA